Molecule: messenger RNA, 3699 nt
Organism: Eimeria necatrix
Lineage: Eukaryota; Apicomplexa; Conoidasida; Eucoccidiorida; Eimeriidae
Product: structural maintenance of chromosomes protein, putative
Exons: 26
Coding region: 1-3699 (1232 amino acids)
Biological process (GO): chromosome organization
Cellular component (GO): chromosome
Molecular function (GO): ATP hydrolysis activity; protein binding; ATP binding
Source: RefSeq, a predicted model, not a curated record
AUGUACAUUCACGAGCUAAUCCUCGACGGUUUCAAGUCGUACUCUUCGCGGGUGGUCGUCGGCCCCCUGCAUCCCCAAUUCAACGCCAUUACAGGUCUGAAUGGGACCGGCAAGUCAAACAUUCUUGACGCAAUAUGUUUUGUUCUCGGUAUCUCCAACCAUUCUUUGGUCCGCGUAGCCAGGCUGGAAGAUUUAGUGUACAAACAGGGCCAGGCGGGCAUAACAAAGGCUACCGUGACUAUCAAGCUAAAAAAUGACCCAAACCAGACUAACAACCCUUUGCCACCUCCAUACAAGGAGAUGAGAGAAAUUUCUAUCACCAGGCAAAUAAUUAUUGGAGGGAGAGACCGGUACUUGUUGAACAGCCGUAUUGCGCAAGUGAAAGAGAUUAAAGAUUUCUUCCAGUGCUGUCAGCUAAACAUCAAUAGCCCUCAUUUCAUGAUUCAGCAAGGGAAGAUAACGAAGGUGAUAAACAUGAAGCCAAAAGAGCUGCUGGGCCUGAUUGAGGAGGUUUCAGGCACUCGGAUGUACGAAUUAAAGAGGGCCAACGCUGUAAAAAUGGUGGAAAAAAAGGAACAAAAGCUUCAAGAGAUACAAAGUAUCUUAUCCGAGGAAAUACAGCCAAAUGUAGAACGACUACAAAGGGAAAAGGCUGAUUACCAAAACUAUGUUAACCUCAAGGAAGCGUUGCAUCAUUUCCAGAGGUUUGAUACAGCUUACCGCUAUUUCUGUGCAAAACAAACGGUGCAACAAGGGAUGGAGGCCUUUGCUGAACUUCAGCGGGAGAGGUCGACGUUAGUAGCUGAACUGGAGGCUGCAGACAGACAGCGGGAGGAAGCGGAAAAGCAGCUAGAAGCUCUUGAGGUGGCACGAGCGGAAAAGGACGCUCCACUAAGGAUGCUACGGAAAAGGAAGGAAGAAACCGAGAAGGCGCUGUCUCGGCUGCAAGCUGAGACACGCAGCUGCAAGCGAGAUCUGGAUAUGCUUCACAUAUCCGUAAAAGAACAAGAUAAAGAAGUGCAGAGGCUGGAAAAAUCCCUGGAGAACAGGAGAAGUUCCCGUUCCAUGGAGGCUGCACAGGCUGAGCAACUAGCUGAAGAAGUUGAACGACUAAGGUCAGAGCUCAAGGAAAAAUCUGAGAAGCUCCAGGCGGUUAGCAGCGGAGGCGUGGGAGCCUCUGGGUCUAUUCGAGAUUUGCUCAAGACGUCCAGAUCGGAGGAAGCGAGACUGGAAGCUCAAGAUUUCUCUAUUUUGCAAGAGAUAACUUACCUGAAGAGUGAACUAGAAGCCAUAACUGAAAAGGAGAAAAAUUUAUGCUCGGAUCGGGCACUGAUGGAAAACAGCGUUCAAGAACAGAGAUCCCGGAUUAAUGAGCUGAAAUGUCAAAUCGAGGCACUAGGGAACAGUGACAAGCCAGCUUCGGCAAUUCAGUCUGCGCUUGCUGAAUUGCAAGAGAAGCAACGUGCGUUUUGUCUUGAGGCUCAGGAGGCCAUGCAAGAAUUGCGGUCUUGGGCUAAGAUUGAUGUGAGGCUACCCAAAGGCAUUGAUCCAUCUCGCUUCGCAGGUCAAAUUUUUGAGCUUGUAUCUCUCAAACAGGAAUAUGCCACUUUCAGCAAAGCCAUGCAGGUACGUGGCAAGCCGAGGAAGAAGGCUAUCACUUACAAGGGCUGCGAGAACGUUAGCUCAUGGAGGCACUCUACUCACGUUCUUGUGGGGGGAAAGCUUGAGUACAUCGUUGUGAGCGACAAGGACGCCAGUAAAGCUAUUUUCAAAGAAAACAACUUCGCGCAAGGUAGGAGGCGGGUUACGCUUCUUCCGCUGUCGGAUUGUCAUGUUGGUCGCGUUUGCGAUAAGCAAGCCCUAAUGGCGAAUCGGCGCCUAGUAGGUCUUCCACCCGACGACACAAGCGGUGUUUUACGCUGCUUGGACAUGGUUGAGUAUGACGUUCGUAGGCAUUCCAAAGUGGCCGAAUAUGCCUUUGGAGGAGGGCUGAUUUGUCGUUCUGCAGCGAUAGCUCAAAAGAUCACCUACCAGAAGAACUGCAGGCUGGCUUUCCCCACAGCAACUGCAGAGGGAGAUGUCUUUCAGACUGGAGGAAUCAUGGCAGGUGGAAGUGUGAGGGAUGUGCGACAGACGAUGCUCACCUGGAAACGAUACAAGGAUGCAGUAACAUCAGCUGAGGAAGUCGCAGUCCGCAUCAGAGCACUUGAAACAGAGUUGGCACCCCUCCAGGCCCGGGAACAGCAGUCAGAAAGCCUUCGAAAGUCUCUGAGGCUGGCAGAAAAUCAACUCAGGAAUACUGAGCGUCUAUUGGGGAGCAGCGACGCAGGAUCCUGCCGCGCACGUAUGGAGGAGGUGCAAAAGCUUCUUUGGGAAAAAGAACAGCUUAAACGGGAGGUUGAAGUUAAACGAAGAGAGGCCCAGAAUACAAUACUGCGACUGGAGACAGAGAUCCAUGAUAUUGAGACAAACAAGGAUAAGAUCGAAGCUACGCUCAGCAAGGCGGUGAAGGCUCUUCGUACUCAACUGAAGCAAUCAGAGGGACGUCUGGAGGAACUGCAAUUAAAAACGAGCGAUGUGAGGCUGCAGCUGCAGACGAUGCAGCAGGAGCUAGAAGGAGCCCGCAGUGACCUGGCAUCUCGAAUUGAGAAAGUUGGACAACAACAGCAACAGUUGGAUGCGAAGUAUGCGGAACUAAAGGAAAAGAUUUCUGAACAAGACAAGAUAGAAGCGGAACUGAUGGAGCAAGCCACCGAAGCUCAAAAAGAAUGCCAGCAACAAAAUCGUGCGGCGGACACAUUAAAAAGGGUUGCAAAGGCCAAGGAGGCAAAGUCUAUCGCACUAAAGAAACUCGAUCUCGCAGCUAGGGACCGCGAGAAGACGCUUUCAUCUGCAAGAGAGGACGUCAAAAAUUUGCUCUCAGCCCACGAGUGGCUUGUGGCGGAGGAACCCAAGUUCAACCAGACCGGCACCCCGUAUGACUUCAAACAAUUGCGACCUGAAACUGCACGCCAGCGUAUUCAGCAGCUGAAGGCCGAUAUUGACCGGUUGAGAAAAAAUGUAAAUAGCUCUGCUGGAACAUUACUUGAGAAAACCGAGGCUGAGCUACAAAUCCUCUUAAGUCGAAAGGCCCAAGUGGAAGCAGACCGGGAAAAGAUACGGGAGGUUAUUGCAUCGCUCGACGAAAAAAAACAGAAAUCCUUAGGAAAUACAUGGCGUCUUGUUGACGGGAAUUUUGCGGCCAUAUUUGAGCAGCUGUUACCUAAUGCGCAGGCCAAGCUUGUUCAGGUGGACCCCGAUGACCUGAUGAAAGGGCUAGAAAUGAAGAUAGCGUUCCACCACAAAUGGAAAGAUUCUCUUUCAGAGCUUUCUGGGGGUCAGAGGUCGCUUUUGGCUCUCUCACUAAUCCUUGCGCUUCUUAAAGUGAAGCCUGCUCCCGUUUACAUUCUCGACGAAGUAGACGCCGCCUUAGAUUUGUCCCACACUCAGAACAUUGGACACGUCUGGUUGACGGCACUUCAGGAGUGGAGCGCCAAGCAUUGGCAGACAGGACGGACCCAAAGGAAGCCAAUGUACUCGCUUGUGGAUCCUCACGCAAAAGGCACAGAAGAGCAGCAACGGGCGGAUGCUCCAGUGACGAUUCAAGCUGAAAUGUUUAAUGCAGGCCUUUUGUACGACUACCACUCCCUGUGCGAUUAA